Messenger RNA from Anneissia japonica, 1223 nucleotides. RefSeq names its product RNA 3'-terminal phosphate cyclase-like protein. Bases 156 to 920 code for a protein of 254 amino acids. Gene Ontology annotation, cellular component: nucleolus. Gene Ontology annotation, biological process: endonucleolytic cleavage of tricistronic rRNA transcript (SSU-rRNA, 5.8S rRNA, LSU-rRNA); ribosome biogenesis. The record is from RefSeq and is a predicted model, not a curated record. The transcript has 7 exons. NCBI's taxonomy places the organism in Eukaryota, Metazoa, Echinodermata, Crinoidea, Comatulida, Comatulidae. Gene Ontology annotation, molecular function: RNA endonuclease activity.
GAAGUACGAGGGUUGUAAUUUUCUAAGACAGAGAUUAGUAUUAGCUACUUUGAGUGGUAAAUCGGUAAAAAUAUCAAAAAUAAGAAAUAAAGAUGAUGAUCCUGGUUUGAAAGAUUUUGAAGCUAGUCUUGUUCGUCUUCUGGACAAACUUACAAAUGGAUCAAGAAUUGAAGUCAAUGAAACAGGUGGAUAUAAUAAGAACAGUGACCUUACCUCUGAUGUCCAAAUUUGGAAUAGGUGAAGGUCUAGAACUGAAGGUCACACGGCGAGGAGCAAAACCAAAUGGAGGUGGAGAAGUCAUUUUCAAAUGUCCAGUUCGUAGGAAGCUAUUACCCUUACAAUUUAUUAAGCCUGGUAAAAUUAAAAGAAUUCGUGGAGUUGCCUAUGCUAUGAGGGUUUCACCAGCAAUGUCUAAUCGCAUUGUUGAUGCAACUCGAGGUGUUCUCAAUCAGUUUGUACCUGACAUUUAUAUAUAUACAGAUCAUAUGAAAGGGGCUCAGUCAGGAAAGUCACCUGGAUUUGGACUGUCUUUAGUUGCUGAGACAACAGAAGGCAGUUUUAUUAGUGCAGAGAUGUCAUCCAAUCAACCUGGCCAGGAGCCGUCGAUACCAGAGGACAUUGGAAGGCAGACAGCUCAGCUGCUGCUUGAAGAAAUUUACAGAGGUGGCUGUGUUGACUCUAGACAUCAAAGCUUAGCCUUGUUAUUUAUGGCACUGGGACAAUCGGAUGUCAGCAAGAUUCUGACUGGACCGCUUUCACCUUACACAAUACAGUUUUUGCGUCAUUUACGCGAUUUUUUUCAACUAAUGUUCAAGAUUGAGGCUCAGAAGCAACUGGAAGACGAGCAAAUUGGUGCUGAGAAAGUCCAGUUAACAUGCAUUGGUAUCGGAUUCUCAAACUUAAGUAAAACUAUCUUGUAAAUUGCGAUGCUAAUUAUUAUUACUGUAUUAUUAUUAAGUCAUUGCCUCAGAAUUUGAAGGCCUUGCAAGCACUGUUACUGCUUGAGGAACACCAUGGCUCGGAUAUAUGUCUUUUUGAUUUUAAUGACACGCAACAACAAAUACGAUAAUGUAAUAGAGAAAAAAACCCAUCAUAGAACACUAUUUCAAAGUGUCAUUCCCAAGACCAACCUAUACUAAAAGGUUUAAAUUAUGUACAGUACAAUUCAGGAGAUAUUUCUGUAAAGGUGAAGAUCCAAUUAUAAAUUAAAAUUUUGUUAAACA